UCGUGGUCAGAAACCGAUCAAAAUCGGAAUACGUGAAUGGCGGAUGGAAUGGAUAGUCCCUACAUUUCAAUUCCACAAUUUUACGCUGGUAGGAGUGUAUUCAUUACUGGAGGCACCGGUUUUGUUGGACAGUUAUUGGUGGAAAAACUGCUGCGAUCAUGUCCAGAAAUCGAAAAUAUCUAUCUGUUGAUGAGACCAAAGCGUGGGCAAGGAGUUGCAGCUCGAUUGAACGAUUUACUUAAUUCGACGAUCUACGACACCGUCCGUAGUGGAAAGUUACAUGCAUUGAAGAAGGUCGUUCCGAUUUGUGGUGAUGUAACCCAUAUGCAGCUGGGUAUAUCGGAUAGUGAUCAAGAGUUGCUCUGCCGAAGAGUAUCCGUCGUGUAUCAUUUGGCCGCAACAAUUAAAUUUGAUGAAAAAUUGGAGCUGGCGGUUAAGAUCAACAUGUUGGGCACCAGAAGUUUAUUGGAACUAUGUCAUCGGAUGGUGCAGUUGGAUGCUUUAGUGCAUGUAUCCACAGCAUAUUGCAAUUGCGAUCGAAGCGAAAUUCAAGAAGUUAUCUAUCCGCCACCAUACGAUCCAGCCAAUAUUAUCAGUUUGGUAGACUGGUUGCCCGAAGAUGUUUUAGAUAAACUCACUCCGUCGUUAAUUGGCCAACGACCAAACACAUACACAUUCACUAAGGCCCUUGCUGAACAUUUGAUACUUAAAGAAGCGGGAAGUUUGCCCGUCACUGUUGUUCGUCCAUCAAUAGUGGUUGCUUGCUACAAUGAGCCAACACCCGGUUGGUUAGACAGUUACAGUGGACCAAAUUCCUUAAUAUCAGCUGUUGGAAAUGGUCUACUGCAUACAAUAAUUUGUGAGGGAGACUUCAUUGGUGACGUGAUUCCGGUUGAUUUCGUUGUCAAUAUGAUGAUAGCAGCAGCCUGGCGUACCGCAACUACGAACACUCGUGAUAUGAUCGUGUACAACUGCGUUAAUGGGAAGCGACAGCCGAUAACUUGGAGAGAAAUAAUGAAUAAAUCUGUUACACACCUCAUUCAACAUCCACUGGAAAAUGCUAUUUGGUAUCCUACUGCUGCAGUGCUACAUACGAAUCGAUUAAAACAUACGAUUCUACAUUAUUUGUUUCACUACCUGCCUGCACAUGUUCUGGACUUUGUAUCAUGGUCAACGGGCAAAAAACAAAUCAUGGUCAAAAUGCAAAACCAGCUAACAAAAGCAACCCGAACCUUAGAGUAUUUCGUUACACAUCAAUGGCAUUUUACUGACGAUAAUCUCCGCGAAUUGUUAACACAUAUGAGUUCCAGCGAUCGAACUACCUUUCAGUUCGAUGUUACGCAAAUCGACUGGAAUUCCUUCUUUGAACCAUACGCACUGGGUCUGAGAACAUUCCUGCUCAAGCAAAAUCCAAAGUCAUUGCCAAAGAGUAGAAGGAAAAUGGCAAGAUUAUACUUAUUGCAUCAAGCGUCGAAAGUUCUGUUAGUUCUAUUCGCAGCUAUAUUCUUUUGGCGAUUUUUUGUGUAUUUACAUGGAGCCUGCUCAUGACUCCAAUAAAA
Bradysia coprophila is the source of this 1559-nucleotide messenger RNA. RefSeq lists its product as uncharacterized. Gene Ontology annotation, biological process: regulation of gene expression. The record is from RefSeq and is a predicted model, not a curated record. Lineage: Eukaryota; Metazoa; Arthropoda; Insecta; Diptera; Sciaridae. Gene Ontology annotation, cellular component: nucleus.